Molecule: messenger RNA, 435 nt
Organism: Dacryopinax primogenitus
Lineage: Eukaryota; Fungi; Basidiomycota; Dacrymycetes; Dacrymycetales; Dacrymycetaceae
Exons: 3
Coding region: 1-435 (144 amino acids)
Source: RefSeq, a predicted model, not a curated record
AUGCCGAGAACACCUCCCGAAAAGGGACGACCUUUCUCCGCCGGCUAUGUCCAGCGGUGCGUGGAACCCGUCAAAGGUCAGCUCAUGCCAGAAAAGAUCUUGGCCAUCCGGCCGCCCAAGGCGCCCCCACCACGCCCCAGCAGGUGUGGCGACGCAGACGUUCUCCCCCCCUCACACCUCAGCAUCUCCAAGAUCCGCCCCGCUCCCAUCGUCUCGUCCCCUCAGCCAGAGGAGGGGCUCCCCGCAGGGGGAUCGCGUCACCGUGCGCUCCGAGCAGGACAGGCAAUCACCGGUCGCGUCGGAUUCUGGUGGGUCAAUCCUACACAUCGACCUUCUCGCUGGAGGGGGAAGAAUGGGCCGCACGCGGGGGAUUCGAGGGCCACCCCAGGUUGGCAAGCGCUCGCAAUUCCGCUGUGUAGAAUGUUCGACCCAUAA